GUGGUUGCCUCUUUGACGAGCCGUACAGCACAUGUGGAUAUAGUCAAGCUGAGGAUGAUGACUUCAACUGGGAGCAGGUGAACACCUUGGGCAAACCGACUCCUGACCCAUGGAUGCCAUCAGGCUCCUUCAUGAUGGUGAACGGGUCCGGGCGGCCCGAGGGGCAACGAGCGCACCUGUUGCUCCCCCAGCUGAAGGAGAACGACACCCACUGCAUUGAUUUCCACUACUUUGUGUCCAGCAAGAGCAAUUCUGCGCCUGGGUUCCUCAAUGUGUAUGUGAAGGUCAACAACGGGGCACUGGGAAGCCCCAUCUGGAAUCUGUCUGGGGCCCCGACCGGGAGAUGGAACCGGGCAGAGCUGGCCAUCAGCACAUUCUGGCCUAACUUCUACCAGGUGAUUUUUGAAGUGAUUACCUCUGGACACCAAGGCUACCUUGCCAUUGAUGAAGUGAAGGUGCUGGGCCAUCCAUGUACCCGGACUCCCCACUUCCUGCGGAUCCAGAACGUGGAGGUGAACGCUGGCCAGUCCGCCACCUUCCAGUGCAGUGCGAUCGGCAGGACCUCAUCCAAGGAGGACAGGCUGUGGUUACAGGGCAUCGAUGUCCCCGAUGCUCCGCUGAAGGAGAUGAAAGCGACCAGUUCUCGAAGAUUCAUGGCUUCCUUUAGUGUGGUGAACACCACCAAACGCGACGCCGGGAAGUACCGCUGCAUGAUCCGCACCGAAGGAGGGGUUGGGAUAUCAAACUAUGCAGAACUGGUCGUUAAAGAGCCUCCCGUGCCCAUCGCACCUCCCCAGCUGGCCUCGGUGGGGGCCACCUACCUGUGGAUCCAGCUCAACGCCAACUCCAUCAAUGGCGACGGGGCCAUCGUGGCCCGAGAGGUGGAGUACUGCACGGCCAGUGGCAGCUGGAGUGACCGGCAGCCUGUGGACUCCACCAGCUACAAAAUUGGACACCUGGACCCAGACACAGAGUAUGAGAUCAGCGUGCUGCUCACCAGGCCGGGUGAGGGUGGCACGGGGUCUCCUGGGCCAGCUCUCAGGACGAGAACCAAGUGUGCAGAUCCCAUGCGUGGUCCAAGAAAACUGGAGGUCGUCGAGGUCAAGUCCCGGCAAAUCACCAUCCGCUGGGAGCCUUUUGGCUACAAUGUGACCCGUUGCCAUAGCUACAAUCUCACCGUGCACUACUGCUACCAGGUGGGCCGACAGGAGCAGGUGCGGGAGGAGGUGAGCUGGGACAAGGACAGCGCGCACCCGCAGCACACCAUCACCAACCUGGCCCCCUACACCAACGUCAGCGUCAAGCUCAUCCUCAUGAACCCUGAGGGCCGGAAGGAGAGCCUGGAGCUCGUGGUGCAGACAGAUGAGGAUGUCCCAGGUGCCGUCCCUACCGAGUCCAUCCAAGGAAGCACCUUUGAAGAGAAGAUAUUUCUUCAGUGGAGAGAGCCUACGCAGACCUACGGUGUCAUCACGCUCUACGAGAUCACCUACAAAGCAGUCAGCUCCUUUGACCCAGAAAUUGACUUAUCCAAUCAAAGUGGAAGAGUUUCAAAACUGGGAAACGAAACCCAUUUUCUGUUUUUUGGACUCUAUCCGGGGACCACGUACUCCUUCACCAUCCGAGCAAGCACAGCCAAGGGCUUCGGGCCUCCAGCAACAAACCAGUUCACCACCAAAAUCUCAGCUCCGUCCAUGCCAGCUUACGAACUCGAGACACCUCUGAACCAGACAGACAAUACGGUGACCGUCAUGUUGAAGCCCGCACAGAGCAGGGGCGCCCCUGUCAGUGUCUACCAAAUAGUCGUUGAGGAAGAACGUCCUCGAAGAACUAAAAAGACAACAGAGAUCUUAAAGUGCUACCCGAUACCAAUCCACUUCCAGAAUGCAUCUCUGCUGAACUCUCAGUACUAUUUUGCCGCCGAGUUUCCGGCCGACAGCAUCCAGGCUGCCCAGCCUUUCACUAUCGGUGAUAACAAGACCUACAAUGGAUACUGGAACACCCCCCUGCUCCCCCAUAAAAGCUACAGAAUUUACUUCCAAGCUGCUAGUAGAGCCAAUGGGGAAACCAAAAUCGACUGUGUUCGCGUAGCCACAAAAGGUGCUGCCACUCCAAAACCUGUCCCGGAGCCUGAGAAACAAACAGACCACACUGUUAAGAUCGCGGGAGUCAUCGCUGGCAUCUUGCUGUUCGUCAUUCUCUUCCUUGGAAUUGUGUUGGUAAUGAAGAAGAGGAAACUGGCCAAGAAGCGGAAGGAGACAAUGAGCAGCACUCGGCAGGAGAUGACCGUGAUGGUGAACUCCAUGGACAAGAGCUACGCCGAGCAGGGCACGAACUGCGACGAGGCUUUCUCUUUCAUGGACACACACAAUCUGAAUGGGCGAUCUGUGUCUUCCCCAUCGUCCUUCACAAUGAAGACAAAUACGCUAAGCACAUCGGUGCCCAACUCCUACUACCCAGACCCAUUUGUGCCAACCGCAAUUUUAGUGCCAAUCAAUGACGAAACCCACACAAUGGCCAGUGACACCAGCAGCCUGGUGCAGUCGCACACUUACAAGAAGCGUGAGGCGACCGAUGUGCCAUACCAGACUGGGCAGCUGCACCCUGCCAUACGGGUGGCCGACCUGCUGCAGCACAUCACACAGAUGAAGUGCGCCGAGGGCUACGGCUUCAAGGAGGAGUAUGAGAGCUUCUUCGAAGGACAGUCUGCACCGUGGGACUCCGCGAAGAAAGAUGAGAACAGAAUGAAGAACAGAUACGGGAACAUCAUUGCGUAUGAUCAUUCCCGGGUGAGGCUGCAGACAAUCGAAGGAGACACCAACUCUGACUAUAUCAAUGGGAAUUACAUCGAUGGCUAUCAUCGACCCAAUCAUUAUAUUGCUACGCAAGGGCCGAUGCAGGAGACCAUCUCUGACUUCUGGAGGAUGGUAUGGCACGAGAACACGGCGAGCAUCAUCAUGGUGACCAACCUGGUGGAGGUGGGAAGGGUCAAGUGCUGCAAAUACUGGCCAGACGAUACAGAAAUAUACAAAGACAUUAAGGUUACCCUCAUAGAAACAGAACUGCUGGCAGAAUAUGUGAUAAGGACAUUUGCUGUGGAAAAGCGAGGUGUCCAUGAAAUCCGAGAGAUCAGACAGUUUCACUUCACGGGCUGGCCAGAUCAUGGGGUCCCCUACCAUGCCACGGGUCUGCUGGGAUUCGUGCGGCAGGUCAAGUCCAAGAGCCCACCCAACGCGGGCCCCCUCGUGGUGCACUGCAGCGCUGGUGCCGGGAGGACCGGCUGCUUCAUUGUCAUCGACAUCAUGCUGGACAUGGCCGAGCGGGAGGGUGUGGUGGACAUCUACAACUGCGUCCGGGAGCUGCGGUCUCGGAGAGUGAACAUGGUGCAGACGGAGGAGCAGUACGUGUUCAUCCAUGAUGCCAUUCUGGAAGCCUGCCUCUGUGGAGACACCUCCAUCCCUGCCUCCCAAGUCAGGUCUCUGUACUACGACAUGAACAAGCUGGACCCACAGACAAACUCCAGCCAGAUUAAAGAGGAGUUCCGGACCCUCAACAUGGUGACUCCGACCCUGCGCGUGGAGGACUGCAGCAUCGCGCUCCUGCCCCGGAACCACGAGAAGAACCGCUGCAUGGACAUCCUGCCCCCAGACCGCUGCCUGCCCUUCCUCAUCACCAUCGACGGCGAGAGCAGCAACUACAUCAACGCCGCCCUGAUGGACAGCUAUAAACAACCUUCGGCUUUCAUAGUCACCCAGCACCCUUUGCCGAACACAGUCAAGGACUUCUGGAGGCUGGUCCUGGACUACCACUGCACGUCGGUGGUGAUGCUGAAUGACGUGGACCCCGCCCAGCUGUGCCCACAGUACUGGCCUGAGAACGGCGUGCACAGGCACGGCCCCAUCCAGGUGGAGUUUGUGUCUGCCGACUUGGAGGAGGACAUCAUCAGCAGGAUAUUCCGGAUUUACAAUGCCGCCAGGCCCCAAGACGGAUACCGCAUGGUGCAGCAGUUCCAGUUCCUGGGCUGGCCGAUGUACAGGGACACACCCGUGUCCAAGCGCUCCUUCCUGAAGCUCAUCCGCCAGGUGGACAAGUGGCAGGAGGAGUACAACGGCGGGGAAGGCCGCACGGUGGUGCACUGCUUGAACGGGGGAGGUCGCAGCGGCACAUUCUGCGCUAUCAGCAUCGUCUGUGAGAUGCUGCGGCACCAGAGAACCGUGGACGUCUUCCACGCCGUCAAGACGCUGCGGAACAACAAGCCCAACAUGGUGGACCUCCUGGAUCAGUACAAGUUCUGCUACGAGGUGGCCCUGGAAUACUUGAAUUCUGGCUGAUGGCAUAACCGGCUCUGCAGACAAACCCUCUCCCGCCACAGGCCAAGAUGGUCCACAGUGUUGCUGUAAAUGAGAUGGAGACUUCUCAAUACGCUUAUUUUGCUUUGCAUAAUUGGCUCUUAUUAAGAGCCCAAGGAAGUGUUUGUAAACUGCUUGCACUGCCCAACUCCCGGCCAUGCUGCUGCCUGACAGAAACACAGAGCAUACGGUCGUCAGACACUGUCCUCCUCGUCACUGUCACCGGCUUGGUAGAGCAGCGUGGACAUCUGCCGACUGAAGAGCACAAUUAUAUUCUUAUGAAGGAAUUUGUACCUUUGGGUAUUUUUUUGUGGCCCGUGAUCCUCCUAUUGUUACAGCUGAGUGUAUGUUUUUGUUCUGUGGAGAAUGCUACCUGGCAUUAUGAUAAUAUAUUAUUUUAGUUAAUAUUUGUAUUUUAACAUGUCACGUGAUAGAAGCUUACCUAGCUGUCCAGGACUAACCGGCGAAUGUACUGAACAAAGCUGUGUUGUAGGAGCUCUUUCCGUCAGAUGUGUAUGUUUCCAAGGGAAAAGCUCGGGAGGACUCAGUGCGAAGCUGCAACAUGGUCAGAUCCACAGACCCAAGGCUUUCCCCUGUGUUUAUAUUGUGAAUACUUUUGAUUUCAUCAAAUUAUUUAUUCAUUAAAAGGAAUUUUUGUGAAGCACAGUGAGUGACAAUCAUUUUUAUGAAACCUUGGAAAUGACUGAUUGUAUGACCUUACCUUGUGUGAAUUCUCAAUAAACAACGACCCGUGCCA
This is a messenger RNA of Chinchilla lanigera (long-tailed chinchilla), 5103 nucleotides long. RefSeq names its product protein tyrosine phosphatase, receptor type, M (gene Ptprm). Gene Ontology annotation, molecular function: protein binding; protein tyrosine phosphatase activity. Gene Ontology annotation, cellular component: membrane. Gene Ontology annotation, biological process: protein dephosphorylation. Lineage: Eukaryota; Metazoa; Chordata; Mammalia; Rodentia; Chinchillidae. The record is from RefSeq and is a predicted model, not a curated record.